AUGGCAAAUGCGCAAUUCUCAUUUUUUACGUCACCAUUACUGCUCUACGUUCUCAGCACACUGAUAUUGUUAGCAACACCUCAGAGAUUGAUUCCGAAUACUACCACAGAUAAUGAAAGAACUGUGCUAAACGGACUUUUACGGAUCGGAUACAUCAAUGAAACAGUGUUACCAUGGAACAGUGGUCGACCACUUCUGAUUAGAUAUAUUUGGGGAAUUAAUACUAACAAUGGCAAUGAAAUUUUCGCCUUUGAAGUCUUGUAA
Messenger RNA from Brugia malayi, 264 nucleotides. RefSeq lists its product as uncharacterized. NCBI's taxonomy places the organism in Eukaryota, Metazoa, Nematoda, Chromadorea, Rhabditida, Onchocercidae. The record is from RefSeq and is a predicted model, not a curated record. The coding region runs from base 1 to 264 and encodes 87 amino acids. The transcript has 3 exons.